UGGACCAAACAAGCUCGGCCUCAGUCGAUGAAAGGGUGGGCACCCGCACCCUCACAGACUGCCGGCCCAAGGAAGCCGCUGGAAUGAGGUUGUCCCGGUACCUGGGAGGGAGGAGGAAGAGGCGGAGGGGUGGGGCUUGGGAAGAAGGUGAGGUGUGUCACGUGACUGAGCACGAAAGGGGCGGAAUCGGGCCGCCUGGAGGCUGCCUGGUCGCCUAGCAACGGCUCAGCUAGGAAACAUGGACCCUGUGCUUGACCGGGAGCUUCAGGCCAAGCUGUAUUUAGAAAAACAUCGGAUCAUGGAGUUGCUGAGUCAGCUUACUAGCUUUCUUCUCUUUGCCCGACCAAAAAAACCGAGAGAUUAUCUGAUCUCUCUUUUGGAGCGUCUGAAAGUCGCCAAGUUAACGGGUGUGGCGUUUCCCUACUUUAUGGACAACUCUAACAUUGUGUCCAUGUUUGAGAUGAUGGACAACGCUGGCAAAGGCACCAUAUCAUUUGUGCAGUAUAAAGAAGCCCUAAAAAACCUGGGCCUGUACACUGAAGAUGAAGUUUUGGGUGACGAUGGACAUGCGAUCACUCUGGAUAAAUUCAGGGACGAAGUGAACAAGAGGAUGAAGGAAAUGUGGUCCGUGUUUUAGUGGCAUCGCAGUGCAAGAUAAUAAAUGGUUCUCCCAAGUUUUCACUUGUCCGGUCUCAUUAAUUCAACGUUUUAUGAGACGUCAGUCCAGCAGUCAUCUUUGUUUGACAGCAGUUUUCUCAAAGACAUGUUACUGUCCACGGUUAGGUCAGUUUGUCUUCAAAUUAAGCAGAACCUCAGGGUUUUGCCGAGCCAGUUUGUAUGUGUCCCUUCCAACUUCACU
This is a messenger RNA of Rattus norvegicus (Norway rat), 859 nucleotides long. It is a transcript of the gene Efcab10, whose product is annotated as EF-hand calcium binding domain 10. The record is from RefSeq and is marked provisional. The coding region runs from base 239 to 637 and encodes 132 amino acids. Gene Ontology annotation, molecular function: calcium ion binding. NCBI's taxonomy places the organism in Eukaryota, Metazoa, Chordata, Mammalia, Rodentia, Muridae. The transcript has 4 exons.